Messenger RNA from Vitis riparia (riverbank grape), 1130 nucleotides. RefSeq names its product protein PALE CRESS, chloroplastic. The coding region runs from base 22 to 969 and encodes 315 amino acids. Lineage: Eukaryota; Viridiplantae; Streptophyta; Magnoliopsida; Vitales; Vitaceae. The transcript is spliced from 7 exons. The record is from RefSeq and is a predicted model, not a curated record. Gene Ontology annotation, cellular component: etioplast; amyloplast; chromoplast. Gene Ontology annotation, biological process: leaf morphogenesis; cellular response to light stimulus; chloroplast organization.
UACUUUGUAUGCAUCCCUAAAAUGGAGGCAAAGGCGUUCCGGCUACUAUGUGCACCUCUCCCACCAUCACCUCACCCCACUUCAACUGUUGGUAGGAUUACAGUACCUCUAAAGCCCUCUCCUUUCAAUUCCAAACCUCCGUCUGGGGCAGGGGUUCUGCGGAGGAGCAAGAACAAGGAAGAGCAAGAACUGUAUGGGCUCCCAAAAGAGUACUACGAUGAUGAAUGGCAAGCCCGACAAAGAGAGAAGACAAAGGAAUUGCAUCGAAGACGUCAAGAGGAAGAGGAAGAAGAGGAAAGAAAGGUAGAAGAAUAUCGUGAAAUUGGCUUGCGGUUGAAGGGGUAUCCAGAAGAGGAAGUUAAAAAGGCAAAAAAACUGGUUUCCAGCUUUAUCAGAUCUGCUGAAGAAGUAGAAGAGAAAAUUGAGGAAGCUGCUGAGAAAGGUGAACUUACUGAGCUUGUUCUAAUGGUCAUAUGGAAUCGCCUUGAUCUCGCUCGACGUGACGAUGAAAAGGAUGCUGUUAGAAGUCUUGAUCUCUUGUACAGGAGGGUUGAGACAGAGAUUUUGAAACGGGAGGCUAGUCCUGCCAUGAGAUUGCUCAACGAUCUUUUGAAUAUGCACGAUGGAUUUGAUGAUGAGGGGUGGCUGAAGAAAUGCAAAAAGUGUAUGAUUGAUACCUUUCCUCGGGAGGAUCCAUUUAGUAUUCUUGUUCCAGCAGGGUUCAACAUUGAUGAGCAUCAAGGGAAACUGCGGCCACCACUGGAGGUAGAUGACCCUCUUUUGAGGGUAGAUUUUGUCCGUGAGGUUGAUGCACUACUACAAGAGGUUCGCUCUGAACAAAGUGAAGCACAGAACGCUCAAGGGCUUGAUCCUGAAUCUGUUGCAAGCAGGUUGAAACAACAGGAGAAGCAACGGACAAUACGCCAAGUAGAAGCUCUGUUAGAUCUGGCCAUUAAUUUGAAAUGGUAGCCAAACUAUAAUUCUUCUUUUUCUAGUUCUUGUUUUGUUUGCUCUUCUGGUGUGGCCUUUCUUUAGUGGGUUUCUGUUAUUAUGAAUAAUCAAGUCAGGGUUCAAGGGCUGUCACCAAAAUAAUAUAAUCAAAGGAUGUAUUUUCUUGGCAUGUUCCUUCA